AUGCCCGACUUACUGGCGGAGAAGGCGGAGGCCGCGUGGCGCUUCGUCCGCGCCUCCAUCGUGCUGGGGGAGAGUUCGGCGCGCUUCUACGCCGACGCGACGUGGAGCCGCGUGGUGACAGGGGGGGACGAGGGGCCCGGGGGGCCCGGGGCGCACGGGGGGGACACGUCUCCCGCUCGAGUUCUCGGGGCCCUGCUGGGUGACGUCACGUCACGUGACGCGCUCACCCGCCAAUCGCGGCCGGGCGACGCCGACCACGCAGCCGCAGGUUCAAAUCCAACCGCCGCCGGUGCCACGUUCACGAGCGGGGGGAGGCUGACGGAGGUGGGUGUGUUUGUGAGGGAGGUGGAGAGGCACACGCUGGAUGGCCUCGGGCUGUGCACUUCACUCAAGCCCAGCAUUCAAGAUUUGGCUCCCGCACUGGACCUCAGGAACUGCAUCAUGAGUCCCAAGAAAUGCCACGAGGUGCAGACGAUGGCGGGGGCCGUGGCGAGCCUCGCCCAGAGCUGCGGACUCCACCAGGUGGUGGAACUGGGCUCGGGCAAGUCGUACCUGGGCUCGGAGCUGGCCUGGCGCUACUCGUUCCGCGUCGCCGGCCUGGACUCGAGUCCCACGGUGACGCGGGGAGCCGAGCGGCGGGAGGGGAGGCUGCUGGACAGACGGCGCGGAAGGGGAGGGGGCGGAGGCCGGGCGGCGGGGAGGCCGGGCGAGACGUCGGCCGUCCCGCAGAGUGCACGCCCUGGCGAGGCGGGAGGUCACGCGACGGUGAACGCUCACGUGACCCCCGGCACCGACCUCCAGGUGGUGCUGGCCGACUCCGGGGUGUGCGUGAGUGAGGGCGUGCUGCUGGCCGGCCUGCACGCGUGUGGCGACCUCUCCUCCACCGCGGUUCGUCUCUUCUGCUCCUCCCCGCAUGCCCGCGCCCUCUGCCUCGUCAGCUGCUGCUACCACCGCCUCACAGAGCAAGGAGACGCGGGUGAGAAUCUGUCCUCCUUGCCAGGAUUUCCUAUGAGCCAGAAGCUGUCCUCAAUGCAGUGCAUGCUGGGAAGGAAUGCCCGCAUGACGGCAUGUUUGUCUCGGGAACGAGCGAGGCAUGGCAAAGGGCUCCCUACAGAUUCGCUGUUUUUCUGGGCCGUGCUGCAAGUACUCAUCCGAGACCAUUACGACUCCGGCUCCAGCGACGAGCACGUGGGAAAGGUGUUCUCGAAGAGCCGGAGCUUUGUCGAUUACUGCCGAAGAGUCCUGGAGAAGAUGGGGCUUGAUCACGCCAAGCUCACAGAUUCUGAAAUCCAGAGCUACCAUGACCGUUACAUCGACAGAAAGGUCGAACUUGAAGCUUUCAAUCAGAUGAAAGCCGCCCUCGCUCCCUGUGUGGAAGCUCUCAUUUUAACGGAUCGCUUGUGCUAUCUACAAGAACAGGGGGUUGCCCACGCGGGCAUCGUGCGGCUGUUCCACCCCUUGGUGUCCCCCCGGUGCUUCGCUCUCGUCGCAAGCAAGACGGCCCAACCCGACAUCCUCGCCUCCUCGUCGCCCUGAGACAACAUCAUCAUCACCACCCUGCCAUCAUCGCCCUCGUCACCACCAUCAUCACCAACAUCAUCAUCACUACCACCAUCAUCACUACCACCAUGGUCAACACUGUCAUCACCAUCAUCACCAACAUCACAUCAUCAUUACCAACAUCAUCACCACCACCAUCAUCACCAACAUCAUCACCACCAUCAUCACCACCAUCAUCACCACCACCAUCACCACCAUCAAUCACUACCACCAUGGUCACCACCAUCAUCACCAUCAUCACCAACAUCAUCAUCACUACCACCAUCAUCACUACCACCAUCAUCACUACCACCAUCAUCACUACCACCAUCAUCACUACCACCAUCAUCACUACCACCAUCAUCACUACCACCAUCAUCACUACCACCAUCAUCACUACCACCAUCAUCACUACCACCAUCAUCACAACCACCAUCAUCACUACCACCAUCAUCACUACCACCAUCAUCACUACCACCAUCAUCACAACCACCAUCAUCACUACCACCAUCAUCACUACCACCAUCAUCACUACCACCAUCAUCACUACCACCAUCAUCACUACCACCAUCAUCAACUACCACCAUCAUCACUACCACCAUCAUCACUACCACCAUAGUCAACACUGUCAUCACCAUCAUCACCAACACCAUCAUCACUACCACCAUCAUCACUACCACCAUCAUCACUACCACCAUCAUCACUACCACCAUCAUCACUACCACCAUCAUCACUACCACCAUCAUCACUACCACCAUCAUCACUACCACCAUCAUCACUACCACCAUAGUCAACACUGUCAUCACCAUCAUCACCAACACCAUCAUCACUACCACCAUCAUCACUACCACCAUCAUCACUACCACCAUGGUCACCACCGUCAUCACCAUCUUCACUAUCACGGGCACCUCCACGAAGCGUCUCACUGCUGCCACUCACUGUGACGAUCGAGGGGGACCCCCCCCCCCCACCCCCGACGCUGGCAGAUGGCCCUGUGGGGCACAAGGACAGCUUUCAAAAUCACUCGUUCACUCGCCUACCAGCUCACUCACCCACUCACCCGUUCACUCACCCAUUCACCCACCCAUUCACUCGCCUACCAGCUCACUCACUCACCCACCCACCCACUCACUCACCCACCUACUCACUCGCCUACUUGCUCACUCACUCACCCACUCACUCACUCACCCACCCACUCACUCACCCACCCACCCACUCACCCAUUCACUCGCCUACCAGCUCACUCACCCACUCACCCAUUCACUCGCCUACUCACUCACUCACCCACCCACCCACUCACCCGUCCAAGUCACUCACCUACUCGCUCACCCAUCUAGCCACUCAUCUACUCACCCACCUACUCACCCACCUACUCACUCACAUACCCACCCAACUACUCACCCAACUACUCACCCACUCACCCACCCAUUCACUCACCUACUUGCUCACCCACCCAUCUACUCACCCACCCACCCACUCACCCAUCCAAUUCACUCACCUACUCGCUCACCCAUCUAGCCACUCAUCUACUCACCCACCUACUCACUCAUAUACCCACCCAACUACUCACCCACUUUCCCACCCACCCAUUCACUCACCUCCUUGCUCACCCACCCAUCCACUCACCCACCCACUCACCCAUCCAAUUCACUCACCUACUCGCUCACCCAUCUAGUCACUCAUCUACUCACUGGCCCACCUACUCACUCACAUACCCACCCAACUACUCACCCACUCUCCCACCCACCCAUUCACUCACCUCCUUGCUCACCCACCCAUCCACUCACCCACUCAUCCACUCACCCACCCACUCACCUACCCACUCACCCAUCCAAUUCACUCACCUACUCGCUCACCCAUCUAGUCACUCAUCUACUCACUGGCCCACCUACUCACUCACAUACCCACCCAACUACUCACCCACUCUCCCACCCACCCAGUCACUCACCUACUCGCUCAUCCACACACUCACCCACCCACUCACUCACCCACUCACUCACCUACCCAACCACCCACCUAAUUGCUCGCCUACCCACCCACCUAAUACCCACCCACUCACCUACCCACUCACCUGUUUCCCCAUCCACUCACCCACCCACUCACUCACCCACCUACUCACCCACCUACUCACCCACCCACCUACUCACCUACCCACUCACCCGACACUGAGAACAAUAGUUAUGAAGUUAUCUCCGUGUCUACGUUACAGUUCUGUGUAGAAUUCUUUUUUUGUAAUUUUAAACUACUGCUUAAAGAAUAAAUAUAAUAUUAAUCUAUUUUUAACCUACUUUGUUUUCCUUUUGUGCUGGAAAUCUCAGAGUGCAUCUGUGUCCGCCACCCCAUCCCGCCCACCACCCCUACAACUGUCC
Lethenteron reissneri (Far Eastern brook lamprey) is the source of this 3908-nucleotide messenger RNA. Its product is annotated as probable methyltransferase-like protein 25. The record is from RefSeq and is a predicted model, not a curated record. NCBI's taxonomy places the organism in Eukaryota, Metazoa, Chordata, Hyperoartia, Petromyzontiformes, Petromyzontidae.